Clonostachys byssicola is the source of this 1536-nucleotide messenger RNA. The record is from the annotation of a GenBank genome assembly. Lineage: Eukaryota; Fungi; Ascomycota; Sordariomycetes; Hypocreales; Bionectriaceae.
AUGGACCCUGACAACCGACAAGAUGGUAGCUGCACGAUCACCUCUCCUGGUGGUGCAAAAACCGUUGCAAUCAUCGGUGCCGGCCUGAGUGGGCUAGUCUCGGCCGUGCAUUUGCUCCGCGCCGGCAUCAAGAUGACCAUCUUCGAACGAGCAAACCAUGUGGGCGGAGCCUGGAAAUAUAACCCACAACCAGAUCGGGAUCCACCGUUCCCUAGCGUUAGACCACCGACUCCGGACUGGGCUGAGAUGGAACGGCUACAGGGAGAAGAGCUAAGUGUCGAGGAGGCGGCGUUGCGGUUUGCUCCGCCGGGCCCGGUGUAUGCGAACAUGAAGAGCAGAGGCAACAAAGCGGCCAUGCGGACCUCUUUAGCGAAUUGGCCUGAGGGAAGCGGGGAUCCUCUAGACCAUAGCGAGGUGCUGGAGUAUCUCCAAGAUGUUGCUCUCACCCAUCAUGUGCAAGAUAGGAUUCACUUCCACACGCGGGUGGAAGCGGUGUCGAAGGAGGAAGGUACUGGUCACUGGCAAAUCCGGACUUCUAGGCUCGCUAUGACAACGACGAGCUACAAAGUGGAGAGGGAGACGUGGAGGUUCGAUGCUGUUGUCGUGGCUACAGGAAGAUACGGCGUCCCUCGCGUGCCUGAUGUGCCUGGACUAUCAACUUGGAAGCGCAUGUUCCCGGACCGGCUGAUUCACGCCAAACAGUACCGCACGCCAACAUCCUUCCGCGGCAAGAAAGUACUCAUCAUAGGAGCUUUUAUCUCCGCCCUCGAGAUAGCCAGGGAGUUGACCGACAACGGUGCUACGGUGUACCAGAGUGCGACCGAUACCAGGGUCGACUUCAGGGACAAAGCAGGUCAUGAAAAUGCCGUCAAAGUGGCCAUGGUAACUGAAUUCGUCGCAUUCCCGCAGAAUCGAGAAAAUCCUAGCUCUGGCACAAAGCCGCUCGAUGAUGACCGGCCUAUUCCAGGGCAGGUAGUUCUCCGAGACGGGCGAGUACUGAAUGAUAUCCACCAUGUCAUAAUAGCAACCGGCUACCUGACCACCUACCCUUUCCUUGGCCCUGUUCUGGAGCAACAAUUCACAUCACUCGAAGAGGCGGACGAAAAGGCUGUUACCACGGGCGAUGCUAGAACCGUGCAUAAUUUGCACGAGGAUAUCUUUUAUAUCCCCGACCCAACUCUGGCCUUUAUCGGUGUCACGCAAUUCGCCUCUACAUUCUCACUAUACGACUUCCAGGCCCAGGUCCUCGCGGCCGUGUUCGCGGGCCGUGUGCGGCUUCCCUCUGAGGCUUCAAUGAAGGCAGAGCAAAAGCACCGAAAGAGCCGGGUCCUGCCCGGAACUCUGCUGAACAGCAUAUUUCUCUUGGACGACGUUGUGAUCCGUAGGUUGUUGGAUUGGGUCAACAAGGAUUUGAAAGCGGGUGGGUUCAAGCCUCUCUCUGGGCCAGAUGCUGAAUGGUGGGAUGCUUUUAGAGAGCAGAGGGAGGGUUCUCGAUCACUAUUGGGCAUGCUGCAGGAUAAUUACUUGGCUCAAUAA